Molecule: messenger RNA, 5333 nt
Organism: Mirounga angustirostris (Northern elephant seal)
Lineage: Eukaryota; Metazoa; Chordata; Mammalia; Carnivora; Phocidae
Gene: ADGB
Product: androglobin
Exons: 36
Coding region: 1-4992 (1663 amino acids)
Biological process (GO): proteolysis
Molecular function (GO): heme binding; calcium-dependent cysteine-type endopeptidase activity; oxygen binding
Source: RefSeq, a predicted model, not a curated record
AUGGCCUCCAAACAAACCAAAAAGAAAGAGGUGCAUCGUAUCAACUCGGCGCACGGAUCGGAUAAAUCUAAAGAGCAGUACUACUUUGGCAGUAAUGUGCAACCUAGUUCCGUGGAGCAGAAGAAGGGGAAAUUCCCAAUCUGGCCAGAAUGGAGCGAGGCGGACAUAAACGCAGAGAAGUGGGAUGCAGGCAAAGGUGGAAAAGAAAAGGACAAAACAGGGAAAAGCCCUCUAUUUCAUUUUUUUGAAGACCCUGAAGGAAAGAUUGAAUUACCACCAUCGUUGAAAAUUUAUUCCUGGAAACGUCCACAGGAUUUUUUAAUUAAUCGGGCUCCAGUAGUUGUGAAAAAUGAAAUCCUGUUUGACUUGUUUUCAGCAAAUGAACAUUUACUCUGCAGUGAGCUGAUGAGAUGGAUUAUCAGUGAAAUCUAUGCAGUGUGGAAGAUAUUCAAUGGAGCUACUUUGAACAAUUACUUUAAAGGGAAUGCAGGGGAACCUCCUCCUCUCAGCUGGAAGCCCUGGGAACACAUCUACUCUCUGUGCAAGGCUGUGAAAGGUCACAUGCCUUUAUUCAAUAACUAUGGAAAGUAUGUCGUGAAACUUUACUGGAUGGGUUGCUGGAGAAAGAUAACUAUUGAUGACUUUCUGCCUUUUGAUGAAGACAACAAUCUUUUGCUUCCAGCCACAACCUAUGAAUUUGAACUCUGGCCAAUGCUUCUGUGUAAAGCUAUCAUUAAACUGGCAAAUAUUGACAUUCAUAUAGCGGAGAGGAGAGACCUAGGGGAGUUCACUGUUUUCCAUGCACUUACGGGAUGGCUACCAGAAGUGAUCUCUCUCCACCCAGGAUAUAUGGACAAAGUAUGGGAGCUCUUGAAAGAAAUAUUGCCUGAAUUUAAGCUGUCGGUUGAGUCCAGUUCUGAAAGCAAAAUAGCUGUGUUAGAUGCCAAAUUAAAAGAACCAGGGAAAGAAGUGAAGGAUGGCAAGGAAGUAAAGGAUGGCAAAGAAUUCAAACCUGAUAGUUCAGUGACAGCACUAAAGAUACCUGAGAAAAGUGACAAGGCUCCAAAGGAAAAAGCAGAUGCAAAAGAUGUUGGGAAGAAGAGGAGUAAAAAUGGAGAAAAAGAAAAGGAAAAAGAAAAAUUCAAAUGGUCACUUCAUGCUUCAAGACCAUCAUCAGAUGUACAGUACUCUCUGCAGUCUCUGUCAGAUUGUUCUUCAGCAAUACAGUCCCCUCACAUGGUUGUAUAUGCUACCUUUACACCCCUCUAUUUAUUUGAAAAGAAGAUCUUUGCAUUAGAAAAAAUGGCUAAUUCUGCAGAGAAGCUGAGAGAAUACGGUCUUUCCCACAUCUGUAGCCAUCCUGUGCUGGUAACUAGGACUAGGUCUUGCCCCCUCAUAGCACCUCCGAAAUCACCUCCUGUACCUCCCUGGAAACUCUUUCGUCAAAAAAAGGAAACUGUUAUAACAGAUGAAGCUCAAGAAUUAAUAAUAAAGAAGCCCGAACAAUUUCUUGAGAUUUCAAGUCCAUUUUUGAAUUAUAGGAUGACUCCAUUUACAAUUCCAACAGAAACUCAUUUUGUACAAUCUUUUAUUAAGAAAGGGAUGCCUCCAGGAUUUGAUUUAUCCUCCAUUACUGAAAAUGAUGAAACCACCACCAUUAGCCAGCCAGACUUAAGCCAAUUGACAGGAGAAGUAUCUCAGGGUAAUAUUAUUUCACAAGUUAUACUUGGAAAAGGUACAGAUGAACUGACAGACCUUGGGCUGAAUGACGCAGCCCAUCAAGGUGAAGGAUUUAGUUUGGAAAGAGAUUUGGUCAGCCAGACAACAGCCACACAGGAUAAAUCACAGGAGGAGUUUGGAACAAUAAAUAAUAGUGUUUCUAAAGAAAUAUGGUUGGAUUUUGAAGACUUCUGUGUAUGUUUUCAGAACAUAUAUAUUUUUCACAAGCCAAAUUCAUAUUGCCUUAACUUUCAAAAAACAGAAUUCAAGUUCUCAGAUGAACGUGUGUCCUACUAUCUAUUUGUGGAUAGUCUAAAACCUAUUGAACUACUGGUUUGCUUUUCUGCAUUGGUACGAUGGGGAGAAUCUGGAGCUUUAACAAAAGACAGCCCCCACAUAGAGCCUGGACUGCUUACAGCUGAAUCAGUUUCUUGGAAAUCUCUGAAGCCCCGGGAACUUGUUACGAAGAUUCAUACGUAUGCUACUAAGGCUACAAUGGUUCGCCUGCCUGUUGGGAGACAUAUGCUGCUCUUCACUGCAUACUCCCCAGUAGGGCAUUCCAUACACAUCUGCAGCAUGGUGACUUUUGUCGUUGGAGAUGAAGAUGUUGUGCUACCCCACUUUGAGCCGGAGAGCUACCGAUUUACAGAGCAGUCUCUAACGAUUUUGAAAGCUGUUGGAAAUGUGAUUGUUAGUUUCAAAGAUAAGGGUAAACUCUCCGUGGCUCUGAAGGAUUUACAAGCAGCUCACUACCCUACACCCCUCCACAAUAAAGAACUAACUUCACAGCACUUCAGGGUUUUUCAUAUUUCUUUAUGGCGUUUAAUGAAAAAAAUUCAACCAACAAAACUUCCUCCCAACUUUAAAUUUGCAUUUCGUGCUAUGGUUUUGGAUUUGGAGUUACUCGAUUUCUCCUUAGAAGAGGUUUCUUUAGCGGAAUGGGUCGACAUUAAAUACUGCCUACCAGUAAGUGAUAAAGAAUAUUCUCCUGAGGAAGUAGGAGCAGCAAUUAAAAUUCAAGCCAUGUGGAGAGGGACUUAUGUCAGAUUGCUUAUGAGAGCUAGAACACCAGACACAAAGGAAAAUAACAGUGUUGCAGAUAUUCUUCAAAAAGUUUGGAGUAUAUUGGAACUGAAUAUAGAACAGUAUGCAGUUUCUCUCUUAAGACUAAUGUUUAAAAGCAAGUGCAAGUCUAUUGAAUCUUACCCAUGCUAUCAAGAUGAAGAAACUAAGAUUGUUUUUGCUGACUAUACUGUGACUUAUGCAGACCAGCCACCAAAUAGUUGGUUUAUACCAUUCAGAGAAACAUUUUUGGUUCCUCAAGAUAUGAUCUUGGUUCCCAAAGUAUAUACUACACUCCCGGUCUGCAUGCUCCACAUUGUUAAUAAUGACACAAUGGAACAAGUGCCAAAAGUGUUCCAAAAAGUGGUGCCUUAUCUUUAUACCAAGAAUAAGAAAGGCUACACAUUCGUGGCUGAAGCAUUUACUGGUGACACAUAUGUUUCGUCCUCACGAUGGAAACUGCGCCUCAUUGGUUCCUACAAUCCACUCCCAUGCCUAUCUCGAGAGUUUCCAUGCAAUACCUUCACCAUAAAGGAAAUCAGAGAUUACUACAUACCCAAUGAUAAGAAAAUUUUAUUCAGGUAUUCCAUUAAAGUUGCUUUACCGCAUCCUGUUACUGUACAGGUACGCACGUCCAAACCAGAUGCAUUCAUCAAGCUACAGAUCUUAGAAAAUGAAGAAAUUAUUGUCAGUUCCACUGGGAAAGGGCAAGCUAUAAUCCCAGCAAUUAACUUCUUGGGGAGUGAAAAAGUUGUGAGCUCCCAGUCUAGCAAACAAAUUCUUUUAAUGCAUGCUUCAUCCAAGAAAGAGCAAGAAUUGUACAUCAAGAAGAAAUCUGCGCAGGGAAGUCAGAAAUCCUAUAAGGGUAGACCUGCAAGUGCAGCCGUAGACACUGGGCAGCCCAUUAUGGAGGAGGAAACUGCCAGUAUGCCCACCAUAGAAGAAAAUGCUAGCACUCCACAGCAGGUCAACAAGUAUAUUAUACAGUGUUUGGUAUUGUAUAACAGUUGGCCUCUCACUGAAAGUCAGCAGACAUUUGUUCAAGCACUAAAAGAAUUGGAGAAAAAUGAUAGUAAAGCUCAUGGAGAGAAACAUGAGGAAUUAGUUACUUUGGGAAGCCCAGAUUCUCAUACUAUCAGUGAGGGGCAAAAAUCUUCAGGAACUUCCAAAACAACAAGAAAAGGCAAAGAAAAGUCUUUGGAGAAAGACAAGACAGCCAAAGAAAAACAAGCCCCUCGCUUUGAGCCUCAGAUAUCCACUGUUCACCCUCAACAAGAAGACCCAAAUAAACCCUACUGGAUUUUGAGGUUGGUCACUGAACACAAUGAAGCAGAAUUUUUUGAAGUGAAAAAAGAUACAGAACGAGCAGAUGAAAUCCGAGCCAUGAAGCAAGCCUGGGAGAUAACCGAGCCAGGAAGAGCUAUCAAGGCUUCCCAGGCUCGCCUGCGUUACCUCAGCCGGUUCAUUAAGAAAAUACCGGAUGCAGAAGGCAUGCCUGUGUCUGACAGCCAAGCCAAAGUGCUGGAGGAAGUUGAAAUGUCCUCAAGUGCCACAAAAGAGUCGGACACAAAGGGUUCCAUGAGUUCUGAGAGCAAAGAUGUCAUACCAUCGGGGAGUAUGCUGUGGAAGAAGUGGCAAAUGGGCAAGGGCUUGAAGGAUCUGUCCAAGUCAGGGAGCAGCGAAAGUGGAGGAAUGUCCCCAGCAGGGAAGGAGGAGCAGAGUUCUAAGACUUAUUUUUUUUUAACAGGGCCUCGUUCACGAUCCCCAACAAUUUUGGAAACGUCUCCACGACUUAUUCGAAAAGCGCUAGAAUGUGUAAAUUUAACUCAGUAUGUACGAAAAACGAUAGACAACGACCCUGUGCUACAAACAGAGGAAUUGAACCAGCAGCAGGCAAUGCAAAAGGCAGAGGAGGUUCAUCAGUUCCGUCAGUAUAGGACCAGAGUCCUCAGCAUUCGAGACAUUGACCAAGAGGAACAGCUCAAAGUAAAAGAUGAAAUCCUGGAGAUGUAUGGGGAGAUGCGGGACUCUUUAGAUGAAGCCCGACAGAAGAUCUUUGAUAUCAGGGAAGAGUAUAGAAACAAGUUGCUGGAAGCUGAGCGCCUAAGAUUAGAAGCUCUGGCUACGGAGGAAGAAACAAGUCCGGUGGAGCCAGAGAAGAAGACGCUGGCUCCAGACACACAGAAAAAAAAGAAAGGGAAGAAAAAGUAACUAGCAGUGCCCAAUACUCACCGCCUUCUUCUGGAGAGGAAAGCCCUUAUUUUUUCUUUCUUUUUUUUCUUUUCUUCUCCUUCCUUCCUUCCUUUGUUCCUUCUUUCCUUCUUUCCUUCCUUUUUUUUUGUGUGAUCUAUAACCUUCCCUACUGAUAAGGUACUAGGUUUUCCUUCUUAGAAUGAGUUCCUGUGUUAUAAUGUUCAUUUGUUGGUUUCUCUCAGAAAACUAUCAUUUGAGUAGCCAUUGGAGUUUCAAUUUUUCCAAUUUCAAUAAAAAGUGCCUCAAAAUAUUUAAAAUGCAAUAACAUUGAUGUGUCUCCCUCUGAAUUGCUGCAUUUU